Messenger RNA from Capsella rubella, 1221 nucleotides. Its product is annotated as agamous-like MADS-box protein AGL36. Gene Ontology annotation, biological process: positive regulation of transcription by RNA polymerase II. Gene Ontology annotation, molecular function: RNA polymerase II cis-regulatory region sequence-specific DNA binding; DNA-binding transcription factor activity, RNA polymerase II-specific; protein dimerization activity. The record is from RefSeq and is a predicted model, not a curated record. Bases 1 to 1206 code for a protein of 401 amino acids. The transcript has a single exon. Lineage: Eukaryota; Viridiplantae; Streptophyta; Magnoliopsida; Brassicales; Brassicaceae.
AUGAGGAAACUGAAAUUAUCUUUGAUAGCUGAUGAGAGAUCCAGAAAAACAACAUUCAUGAAGAGAAAGAAAGGGAUGAUAAAGAAACUCCACGAGUUGACAACUCUUUGUGGUGUCCAAGCUUGUGGGGUAAUCUACAGUCCAUACCUACCGGCACCAGAGGUUUGGCCGUCAAAAGAAGGCGUAGAAGAGGUGGUCACAAAGUUCAUGGAGAUGCCGAUGGCAGCGAAGACCAAAAAGAUGAUGAAUCAAGAUACUUAUUUGCGGGAGCAGAUUACCAAAACAAAAGAGCAAGUAGAAAAACUUACUUCUGAGAAUCGGGAUUUAGAGGUUAAACAGUUUAUGUUUGAUUGUCUUGAAGGAAAGAUGUUGGAGUAUCGUUAUGGUGCAAAGGACCUUCAUGAUUUGCAUUGUUAUAUUAAUUAUUAUAUUGAGCAGCUUACUCGAAGGAUGAAAAUUCUUGAAGAAAAUGGUGAGUCUUCUUCUUUUCCUCCUCUUUCUGUUGGAGCUGCAGAUCUAGAUCCACUAGCUAUUGCAGAUUUUCCUGUUAAUGUGAAUGCAUCUGCGAUAAGUGUUGCUAGUGAGUUUUUUGAUCAUAUUCAAUACCAGAAUAUGAAUAUGAAUCAAAAUCUGCAGGAACCGGUUCAAAAUCUACAGGAACCGGUUCAAAAUCUACAAGAAUCAGUUCAGUAUCUGCAGGAACCAGUUCAGUAUCUGCAGGAACCAGUUCAGUAUCAGCAGGAACCAGUUCAGUAUCUGCAGGAAUCAGUUCAGUAUCUGCAUGAACCAGUUCAGUAUCUGCAUGAACCAGUUCAAUAUCUGCAGGAACCAGUUCAGUAUCAGCAGGAACCAGUUCAAUAUCAGGCUUUUCCUGAUCGUAAUGGUCAUAUUCAAGAAGAAGUUUACAAUAACAUGACUUGGAAUCCUAAUAUGAAUUUGGAUUUGAGUCAUAACUUGAAUUUGAAUUUAGAUCUGAAUUUAAGUCAGUAUCUGAAUCAAGAAAAUUCAUUCAAGGAUAUGAUGGUGGAACAAAAUGUGGGAUAUGCUGGAGGAUAUGCUAGAAUUCCUUUCAUAGAUGGAAACCACUCUAACUACCAUCAACAACCAACUGUUGAUCUUGAUAUCACCAAUCACAUGCCUUUCAUCACAUCAUCUACCACCUCUACUCUCGGUGCUUAUGCUUCUUACAAUAACAGUUAUAUGUAAUCAAUGAAGCAUAUU